Molecule: messenger RNA, 3763 nt
Organism: Anopheles moucheti
Lineage: Eukaryota; Metazoa; Arthropoda; Insecta; Diptera; Culicidae
Product: protein SPT2 homolog
Exons: 2
Coding region: 525-2474 (649 amino acids)
Biological process (GO): regulation of DNA-templated transcription; nucleosome assembly
Cellular component (GO): nucleolus
Molecular function (GO): DNA binding; histone binding
Source: RefSeq, a predicted model, not a curated record
CUGUCGCUGCUUGAGGAAAAAAUUGUACCAAAGUUUGAAUAUUAUUUUCGACCUUAGAAACCAAACGUAGCAGAACCGUGUGAAAAGCUGAUAUUAUAAAUGAGUGGGACAGUAUCAACGGUGCGGAAGAAAUAUCCCCUUUGCCUAACCUGACUUGCAGUCCGGUGCUUGCAAAACAGAUUGAAUGUGUUAACCUUCUCAGCAGACGGUGUGCUUGGUGUCCGCAUUUAGUUACAAAUCGCCGGCACGCUAUUUUGUGUUCUUUGGUUCUAGCGAAUUCCUUGUAGCAAGAACUGACUAUCCAGCUACGUAAAAAAAGUCUUGUAAAAUUAAGUCUAGUUAGUCAUAAGUGGCAGACAGGUCAUGUAGGUCAUAACGCCAAGAAGAGAGAAAAGGAUUCUAGCGAAUGCUCCUGGCGUCGGGAAGGGAAUUGCCGGUACCAGGGUGUGAGUUGUGCGACAUAUAGUGCUUGCGGCAGCGUUGGUAUUUGCUCUCCAUCUUAGCAGCAGUGACUACAGGCGGCGAUGGAUUACCACAACAUAUUGAAUAUUGCCAAGCAAAAUGCCGAAAGUGCAAAGACGUCCAAGGGGGGACGCCCUCACACAGCCAGUUCAACCCCCCUGGCAAAGGUUACACCAGAGAAAAAGGUCUUAUCGGAGAACAUUAAAAAAUUUCUCGCCAAAAAGGACGAAGAGGAACGGCAGGCGGCGGCGGAAAAGCAUCUGAAGGCGCAGGAGCUGAUGGCCAAGCGCGGUGGCAAAGGUAAGAAAAAGAUCGAAAAGAUGCUGAAGGUGAUCAAGUCGGCGAACAAGUCGGUGCUGGACGAUGCGAACGAUGCGCAGGAAACCGCACUCGGUACUGAGAGUCUCGAGGAUGAUUACGGCUACACGUCCGCGGUCGCUUCACAGUAUUACGAGAAGAUGAUGGAUAAGUACAAGAACAUACCAACCGAGUCGAUGUUUACCGAGGCAAAAAAGCGUUGCAUGUCCAGUGAGGAAUUGGCACGCGCAAAGGCGCGUGUGAAGAACGCGAUCGUCAAGGAGCAGGAAGAGCAACAUGCACCACGUAGCAGAAAGUCACGCUGUUCCAAGGCGGAUGGUGGUGACGAUCGGAGCAACAUCGGUGCGGUUGUUGCGAUGACGGAGACAAAGCCACCGGGAAAGCGGGACGAUCCGAAGCAGACGAAGGGUGGUCCGAACGAAGAACGGCGAGUGGUGCGCAAACCGAACGUACCACCACCUCCCAACUUUUCCACCCUGCUCAAGAUCGCCGAAACGAAGCAGUUCGAACCGAUAAAGGUUGAGGUGGGUGCUGCAAAGAAGCGCCAAGAUGAUCGGCCUUUGACGAGCAAGGAAAGGAAGGAGUACGAAGAACGGAAAGCAUUCAUGGAGAUGAAGCGACUGCGCGACAAGAUAAAGCAGAAUGAAAGUCUGUCGGAGGAGGAGAAACAGCGACGUUUGGCACGGCUAGAUGUGCUGCGUGCGGCCGGCAAGCUGCCGGGGAUUCCACCCCUGCCGGCUACUUCGGUGUCUGCUAGGAAACCUCCAACCACCGGUUCACCGGCGGGAUCGACGAGCAUCUCUCGCACCGUGUUCAAAAUCCCCAAGCGUACUGAUGCGCCUUCGGCGGACCCACCCAAAAGCGCUUCGAACGCUGAAAAGCAGGUUGUAGCAAAAACAGCGCCAUUACCAACACCAGAGCCAAAAUCGAAACCCGUUGUUGGUGCUACGAAACCAACCGGAAGCGGAAUCCAAAAGACUACCUCUGCACCAUCGAGUGCAUCAUCGACCACCGCAGUGCGAACCUCCACCAAGCAGCCAGCACAACCAUCCGGUACUACAAGCACGCCUCAAAAAUUGUCUGUAUCAUCCUCCACAUCGUUAAAUGGUAAGACGAUAUCGCCGGCGGUACAAAAACCAUCCGUAACUAAUGGGAAAAUGCUCCCCGCGUCCGGUCGACCUUCGGGCGGAACCGUUUCAACGAAGCAACCGUCCAACGGUAAACAACUACCGGCUGUGAACCAACGAUCUACUGCACCGACCAAACGCCCACCACCGGAACCGGUCACUCAAACGCGCCAAUUCCCACCGCCGGAUGUGCAGCGGUCGAUCAAGCGACGAGACUCUUCGAUGCCGUAUGCUGGUGGGCGAACGACGCACAAGAAGCAACGCAUUAUCGACAGCGACAGUGAGUACGAUAGCGAGAUGGACGAUUUUAUCGACGAUGACGACUGUGAGGAGGACUAUUCGUCCGCGAUAAAGGACAUCUUCGGUUAUGACAAAUCACGAUACAGGGACGAUUGUUAUGAUGACGACGACGAUAAUAUGGAGUCAUCGUACGCGCAACAAAUGCGUGAAGAGUACAUCAGCAAGAAGAUAGGGAUCCAGGAGGAUCUGGAAGAUAUGCGCGCGGAGGAGGAGGAGAAGCGGCGCAAACUAAUGAAAAAGAAGGGUUCUGCACCGAAGAAGAAGUAGAAGAGUAUGUUAUUCUUUGCCCCCGCAAAUGGCAUAGAUUUUAAGUGUAUCAUACACGAAAACACACGUGUUGCAAGUCGCCCGUGAUUAGUUAAGGAGAAGAUUUCGAGGAACGUUCCGCAAUGAUCUGACGUAUGUAAUAUGUCCAAAUUAGUUUAGCAAUUCAUACACGUAGACAGGCGGGGAAGGAGGGGGAGGGGUCGGUUCCUUUUUUUUACUUCUUUGCCUUUUGUCUUCCCUUUUUAACUUAUGCCGCGACUCACAUGCAUACUCACCGGAAAAAGUGCGGAAGAAACAUAUUUUUGUAUAAGUUUACCUUAGGAAUAAGCCUAAUUGUGAAGAAGGGUUUUAUGUAACUAGGUGGCAGUAGGAGCUGAUCCUGGCGGUUAUCUGAUGAUUGCUUGUAUUUUCUGAACAAAUGAGGUGUGGCAGACCCAAGCUGAGAUGGGAUGAUGGCGUUUAUGCAUCCGCCAGAUAGGGUGAGAUCUUGCCCUUGAAUGUGAGAGGUUUAGAGGAUUUUUGCAGUUUAAUCAAGAUCGCCAAAGGGCAAGCAUUUUUCAGAAUGUGUGUAUACAUUCUUGUCUGUUUAAGAAAUCGCAAGAAAGUUAAGAAAAUUUAUUUUUUACGGACUUCUGAAGUGAAUAUCUCCCCUUAAUUAAGUUCAUUAUUUCCAUUAUCCUUACUGGGUGUGAUUGAUUGUAGCCUUCAACGAAUCAGGCAACUAACGACCAGAUUUACCCAAAAUCUCAAACUCUUUUAACCGUUGUGCCUCCCAUACGCAGGAUUGAUCUAAUCAGCUAUGGGUUUAUACAAAGACAAACAUAAAACACAUCUAUUUUUCUGGACAUCGAUUUAAAUUGUAGACAGCUGCUCAAAAAUCGAAUCCGAAUCGUUCCCCCUCCAAAGCUGGAGCUGGCUAGCUGGUUGCGUGGCAAAUUUAAGUCUAGGUUAGAAUGUCCCAGUUGGUCCUUACGCCAAGAAACGCACCAUUCGAAAUAAGGCAGCCAGACAUAAUAAUGUGCACUGAUCUCCGAAAAUUCUCGUACUGCAUCAUUCAUCGAAGGGGUUGUAGUGUGUGUCAAAGUGUUAUUACUCGUGUUUUGUUUUAAUUUUCUUUUACUUUCCCUUGUAAUACACUUAAUUUUGGAGAGUGUGUGUGAUUCGAAAAUCCCUAGUUUAGAUAAUGUGCAUUUUUGUUUUGCUUUACGAAUAUUGUUUUCCCACACAUUAAACACUUGUUAGUAGUUUCGUUACUGUGCACGUUUACGGUUUACGUACGUACGUUUGCA